AGGAGUGCGAGGGGAGCGUUACCCGGGGACACUCGGCCCGGGAUGGCGGCCGGCCCGGCAAACGGAGGCUGGGAAACGGUCGGCAAGCGGAGGGCGAAGCGGAGAGAGGCCGGUGGGCGGACGGCAGAACAGCCGAGCGUGUGUGAGGGGGACAAGGUCCGGCACAGGCUGCGGGAGACGGUAGAGGAGUUGCGGAGUUCAGAAUUCUGGGCCAUUUGCCGUGAAACAGCCCAGAGAGCGGUAAACAAAUACUGCACCACUCCAAAGGCACCAGCGUCAUGUUGCUCACCAGAUGUUGGAGCUGCCAAAGUCCUGGAGGAUCAGAAGGAUGAUAUAGAUCUUUGUCAAACCACACUCGACUUAGUAUGUUACGGGAUUGGAAACUUUUCCGAUUCGGUUGCAUCUCGCUAUCAGUUGGCCCUGCUCUUUCUGCUGCUCGAGACACUACAGAUCCCUCGAGUGAGCUGCCUUCUCUUUGAUCCGUUGUUUACAGAAUGGGAGAAGAGUUUCCUGAAGGACUGUGGGAUGGUGGUGAUCACAGAAAAUGAGGAAGGAAAGCGGCCCAUCAACCGACCGACCCUCUUCUAUAUGGUUCAUUGUGGAAAGGCUCUCUAUAACAACCUUCUGUGGAGAAACUGGUCACCGCAACAACUUGCCCAAACCAUUCUUAUUGGAAACAGUUUUAAAGGGAUAGAGGAGAGGUCGCCAGCCAGGAUACUACAGAGAGACUACACUUACAUCAGUUCUAUAUUGGCAGUGACCGAAGAGGCAGCAUUCCCUGACAGCAAUAGAUAUCUGGAUGUAUUUAAUGAUACCUCCAUUCAUCAGUUUCCUAGAGAAAAACUGGAUGCAAAGCCCAGAGAGUUCUGGGAGGGUGCAGCCGAACCAAUGUACCAGCAGUGUGAGGACUUGGAAAUAAUCCAGAACGGCUGAGAAUGUCUUUCAUUGUCAGAGUUGGGAGAAAAAUCCAGGUGAAAUGCACUGCAUUGUCCAAAGAAAUGGGAUUAAAAAAGGCUAUCAAGUGUAACUUUAAGAAUUUCAGAAUGUAAACAUUGCACAACCUGACCUCUGAUCAGCAAGUGAGAGUGGAUUCCCUCUCUGUGGGAAGGAGAGGUUUUAACAAAAAAAUGACUGGCAAAAUUCGCUGCUCUAAAUUUAACUGGUAAACCUCUGCUGUUGUGGCCUACAGCCGAGACCUUGCCUGAUACAACAAGUCAGGGAUCAAAUAGUUUGCAACGAUUUCACAAGCUUUGGAAUGCAAGUGCCUGUGUGGUGAGAAACCCUUGGAUGCCAUCAACCAAAGUCACUCUCUUCUGCCCAAUCUUUUCCCUUUUCAUUCAACUGCGUGGAUUGAAUAAUCCCCCAACACUGUUUUUACCCAAUUGCCAGUGGUUGGUGCAUCUUUUGAUGCUUCGUGUCUGUUGAUAGUGAGUAGAAAGACAAUGUUAAUGUCUGUAUUUUUAUUACUGAAAUAACAGAUCACAGUAUUACAACAUUUGUAAAAACUAAAUUAUUCCAUAACAAAAAGAUAUUCCUCACAAUUUAACGAUGCUUACAGAUGAUUCAUGAAUAAAAGCAAGAAUAAAACUGCAAAUGGCAAUUCUGAUUUGAUGCACACAUUUGAAUACUAGAAUAAAGCAGCACAAAAGGUGAAUUAAAAAUGGUAAA
Messenger RNA from Amblyraja radiata (thorny skate), 1668 nucleotides. RefSeq names its product SRR1 domain containing (gene srrd). NCBI's taxonomy places the organism in Eukaryota, Metazoa, Chordata, Chondrichthyes, Rajiformes, Rajidae. The record is from RefSeq and is a predicted model, not a curated record. The transcript has 7 exons. Gene Ontology annotation, cellular component: cytoplasm; nucleus. The coding region runs from base 43 to 933 and encodes 296 amino acids.